Bradysia coprophila is the source of this 3502-nucleotide messenger RNA. It is a transcript of the gene Nep2, whose product is annotated as M13 family metallopeptidase neprilysin 2. Gene Ontology annotation, molecular function: metalloendopeptidase activity. The record is from RefSeq and is a predicted model, not a curated record. Gene Ontology annotation, biological process: protein processing. NCBI's taxonomy places the organism in Eukaryota, Metazoa, Arthropoda, Insecta, Diptera, Sciaridae. Gene Ontology annotation, cellular component: plasma membrane.
AUCGUAGCCGGUCUGUGUUGAACGGUCAUAGCAGGGAAACGUAUAACAUAGUGUGGCCAGUGGACAUUGUAACAUUUUCGAUUGUUGCGGUUUUUGAUAAUGAAAGUGUAGUUUUAAGUUUUGUACGAAUUUCUUUUCAUUUUUUUUAAAUUUUGUAACCUAGUUUUAGUGACUGUGUGUUGAGUAAUUGUUUUUAAAUAAUUUGUGCGUUUCAGUUGGUUUUUUUUUGGAUAAAAAAAAGUUUCUGAAAUAAAAACAUUAAAAUUUCAUCUUUGGAUUUCAUCUUACAACAUUUAUUAAAAUGACUAGUGGAGUUCAAACUGUUAUCAAAAAUCCCAGCUGGUGGCGACGGCGAACAGCUUUAGAAAAGACGUUAACAUUAAUUAGCAUAGUCGGAGUGAUUGCAAUCAUUGCAUUAGCUAUUUCCCUAAUUUCUGUGAUUUUAAAUAACAAAUCGCGUGAAGAAAACAAAUUGCUUACAAAGUCUACCGCUCAGGCUUUAGAUGGCUCACCAGGAUCUCAUAUCAAUACAGUAGACAGUAGAAAAUCUUCAUGCAAUCAAAAUGUUAACGAUGUAUGUCUCACGACUGGCUGCAUUCACGCUGCAGCGAAUGCUAUCGAAGCAAUAGAUUUCCAGGUCGAACCAUGCGACGAUUUUUACAAUUUCGCCUGCGGAAAUUUCAUCAAAAAUACCAUCAUUCCCGACGAAAAGGUUUCGAUAAAUACAUUUUCGAUCAUCGGCGACAAAUUACAGGAACAGCUGAGAACGUUAAUCAGCGAAGAGGCACGGCCAGGUGAAGCAAAACCAUUCACACUAGCAAAGGAUUUGUUUAAAGCGUGCAUGAAUAAGUCGUUGAUUGAGGAGCGAGGUGUUAAGCCAUUGAUAACUAUUUUGGAUAAAUUGGGUGGAUGGCCGGUUAUCAAGGGGGACAGAUGGGAUGAUCGAUCAGCUUGGACUUGGAUAGAGGCUGUCAAGGAUUUCAGAAAAGUCGGAUAUAGCAUGGACUACAUAUUCGAUUUUUCGGUCGGAAUUGAUUUGAAGAAUUCCACGUCGAGGACAAUUGAUAUUGAUCAGGCCGCCAUCGGUCUAAGUCGUGAAUAUUUAAUUAAAGGAUUAGAGGAUAAAAUAGUCAAAGCAUAUUAUGAGUACCAAGUUGACAUGGCUGUGAUAUAUGGAGCUGAACGAUCUCGAGCAGAGCGUGAGCUUAUGGAAUCAUUGGAAUUCGAAAUUGCAUUGGCUAACAUCUCGCUUCCCAAUGAAAAAAGACGUAACGCGACCGCUUUGUACAAUCCGAUGCCACUUCAUGAAGUACAAAAGAAAUACAAUUACUUACCUUGGGUGGAAUACAUUAAUGCCUUAUUGCCCCCUGGUCUAAGCGUUAACGAAAAUGAGAUCAUUGUCGUCAGCGUACCGCAGUACUUUGAAGAUUUAGGAAAGUUACUGCACAAAACUCCGAAGCGAACAAUUGCAAAUUACAUGAUGUGGCGUGUCACAGCAUUCUCGUCAUUCUUCCUGACUGAAGAACUGCGCAAACGGCAGUUGGUAUAUAGUACAGCAUUGAGUGGUAAACAAGAACAGGAACCGCGAUGGAAGGAAUGCAUUGACAUCACAAGUGGAAGUUUACCAAUAUCCGUUGGUGCUUUGUACGUACGAAAGCAUUUCCAACAAAAUGCUAAACGCACAGCAUUAGAAAUGGUAAACGGCAUUCGUGCCGAAUUCGAACGAAUCCUAACAACAGUGCCAUGGAUGGACGCAACCACCAGAGCGGCUGCAUUGACCAAAGCCAAAGCGAUGACCACACAUAUCGGUUAUCCCGAUGAAAUAAUGGACGAUAAGAAAUUGGAGGAAUACUAUGAAGGACUGGAAAUCAAUCCCGAUACAUACUUGGAGUCAGUACUGCGAAUGAAUGUGUUCGGAACCGAUUAUGCAUUUAAUAAAUUGCGAAAACCAGUCAACAAAACCGAUUGGGUCACCCAUUCAAGACCAGCUAUUGUGAAUGCAUUCUAUUCAUCGAUUGAAAAUAGUAUUCAGUUCCCAGCUGGCAUCUUACAAGGACAAUUUUUCUCGGCUGACAGACCCAGAUACAUGAACUACGGAGCUAUUGGAUUUGUGAUCGGUCACGAAAUUACACACGGUUUUGAUGAUCAGGGCCGUCAAUUCGACUCGGAUGGCAAUUUAGUUGACUGGUGGGAAGAAGAAACGAAAACAGCAUACUUAUCACGUGCCAGUUGCAUUAUUGAUCAAUAUGGAAACUAUACAGAACCGACAACCGGCUUGAACCUGAAUGGAAUCAAUACCCAAGGUGAAAAUAUUGCUGAUAAUGGAGGCAUCAAAGAGUCCUACAUCGCCUACAAACGUUGGGUAGAAAAGAACGGACCAGAACCUCGAUUGCCCGGCCUAGACUUUUCACCACAACAGCUGUUCUGGAUUUCCGCCGCCCAGACAUGGUGUUCCGUCUAUCGAACCGAAUCGAUGAAAAUGCGCAUCACAACCGGCGUACAUUCACCGGCCCAAUUCCGUGUACUCGGACCACUCAGUAAUAUGCGUGACUUUGCAUCCGAUUUCAAUUGUCCCGAAGGAUCCAUGAUGAAUCCGGUGAAAAAAUGCGAAGUUUGGUAGUUUUUCCACCUGACGUAGAGCUGAUACCAUUUUAUGUUACACAAAAUUUGAAAAGAUUUUUUUUUCUCUCUCAUUUGAGCUUUACGAUUUUUGAACGAUGAAUCAGCAGAUGAAAUAUCAGGAAAAUUAUUAAAAUUUACGGAAAAGAUUUUUGGAAUUGAAAGUGAGAGAUGUGGAAGGGAGUUUAGGGAGUUUUGGAGAUGCAAAAUCACAUUUAAAAAAAAAUGCAAUCGCACUGUCUUUGGUACGUAAUCUUUGAUUGAAUCACGUCUCUGGUAUGCAGGACCUAAUAUCUGACGAAAACAUUUCUAAAAUAUCUCGAAUUAGACGAUGGUUUUAGUGAAUUCAUUGAUUCAGAGAUUAGGUUCUGCGUCUGCUUAUACCUUUGACUCAAAACAGAAUACUUAAAUUUAAAAACCGGAUAGGUCGAUGUAAUUAAAGUUAAUUAACAAAACAUAAAAAUCUCAAUGACUUCAAUGAAAGGAGUGCAUUUUAAGUACUUAAUUUUCAUUGUUUUUAAUUUUUAAUUUAUUUUUAUUUUUUAUUUUUAAAUUUACUGAAACAUUUUAAAACAGUUUGUAGUAAUGUGGCGACCACCGUUCCAAUCCAAUCACCGUUUUCUGUACUUUUAAAAUAAAAAAACAAAAAAUGAACCUAGAGCAAAUUGUUGAUGUCUUUGUAAUUUUUAAACACGUAAAAUUUCAUAACCGAUUUAAUUAGAACUUUUAUGAAGAUAUUAGAUGCAAAACAAUUAUAUUAUAGUCAAUUCAAUUAAUAUAUUUAUUACAUUCAACAAGAAUCUAAACAAAUGUUUUUCGUAGAAUAUUUUGUAUUUAAAUGUGUUAAAAGAAAAAUAUAAAUAAAAGAAAAAUUUGUUGAAAA